GAGCAGGCACGGGGAGGGGUUCUGGGGGUGGGGGCGCAAUCUGAAUAAUUGAGGAGCUGUUCAGCAGCAGCGGCUGCCUCCUGCCUUCCUUUGCCGCCACCACCACCUCCCACCCCAGCUAGAGAGACUGCUCCGCGCUGUAAGUGCGGGCGGCCAGCCUCCAGCCUCGGCAGCCAGCCCGUCGCCACCAGCCCCGAUCCCGACAUUCAUGCCCAGGAGAAGGCUGCACUGGGUCCCUCUGGACCUUUCCUGAAAGGGAGAUCCCUGUUCACUAGAUGAGUUCCAGAACCAUCCGCUAAGGCUUUGUAGCCCCCUUCCAUCGGCUGACCUUCACUGCAUCCCCUAUCGCUCAAGAUGAGUGGCUUCUUCACCUCACUGGACCCCCGGCGGGUGCAGUGGGGGGCUGCCUGGUAUGCAAUGCACUCCAGGAUCCUACGCACCAAACCAGUGGAGUCCAUGCUAGAGGGAACUGGGGCCACGACGGCACAUGGAACUAAGCUAGCCCAGGUACUCACCACAGUGGACCUCAUCUCUCUUGGCGUUGGCAGCUGUGUGGGCACUGGCAUGUAUGUGGUCUCUGGCCUGGUGGCCAAGGAAAUGGCAGGACCCGGUGUCAUUGUGUCCUUCAUCAUUGCAGCCGUCGCAUCCAUAUUAUCAGGUGUCUGCUAUGCAGAGUUUGGAGUUCGAGUCCCCAAGACCACAGGAUCUGCUUACACCUACAGCUAUGUCACUGUUGGGGAAUUUGUGGCAUUUUUCAUUGGCUGGAACCUGAUCCUGGAGUACCUGAUUGGCACUGCGGCCGGAGCCAGUGCUCUGAGCAGCAUGUUUGACUCACUAGCCAACCACACCAUCAGCCGCUGGAUGGCGGACAGCGUGGGAACCCUCAAUGGCCUGGGGAAAGGUGAAGAAUCAUACCCAGACCUUCUGGCUCUGUUGAUCGCGGUCAUCGUGACCAUCAUUGUGGCUCUGGGGGUGAAGAAUUCCGUGGGUUUCAACAAUGUUCUCAAUGUGCUGAACCUGGCAGUGUGGGUGUUCAUCAUGAUCGCAGGCCUCUUCUUCAUCAAUGGGAAAUACUGGGCGGAGGGCCAGUUCUUGCCCCACGGCUGGUCAGGGGUGCUGCAAGGAGCAGCAACAUGCUUCUACGCUUUCAUUGGGUUUGACAUCAUUGCCACCACUGGAGAGGAAGCCAAGAAUCCCAACACGUCCAUCCCUUAUGCUAUCACCGCCUCCCUGGUCAUCUGCCUGACAGCAUAUGUGUCUGUGAGCGUGAUCUUAACUCUGAUGGUGCCAUAUUACACCAUUGACACGGAAUCCCCACUCAUGGAGAUGUUUGUGGCUCAUGGGUUCUAUGCUGCAAAAUUCGUAGUGGCCAUUGGGUCGGUUGCAGGACUGACAGUCAGCUUGCUGGGGUCCCUCUUCCCGAUGCCAAGGGUCAUUUAUGCCAUGGCUGGUGACGGGCUCCUUUUCAGGUUCCUGGCUCACGUCAGCUCCUACACAGAGACGCCAGUGGUGGCCUGCAUCGUGUCGGGGUUCCUGGCAGCGCUCCUCGCGCUGUUGGUCAGCUUGAGAGACCUGAUAGAGAUGAUGUCUAUUGGCACGCUCCUGGCCUACACCUUGGUCUCUGUCUGUGUCUUGCUCCUUCGAUACCAACCUGAGAGUGACAUUGAUGGUUUUGUCAAGUUCUUGUCUGAGGAGCACACCAAGAAGAAGGAGGGCAUUCUGGCUGACUGUGAGAAGGAAGCUUGUUCUCCUGUGAGUGAAGGGGAUGAAUUUUCUGGCCCAGCCACCAACACAUGUGGGGCCAAGAAUUUACCAUCCUUGGGAGACAAUGAGAUGCUCAUAGGGAAAUCAGACAAGUCAACCUACAACGUCAACCACCCCAAUUACGGCACCGUGGACAUGACCACAGGCAUAGAAGCUGAUGAAUCCGAAAAUAUUUAUCUCAUCAAGUUAAAGAAGCUGAUUGGGCCUCAUUAUUACACCAUGAGAAUCCGGCUGGGCCUUCCAGGCAAAAUGGACCGGCCCACAGCAGCGACAGGGCACACGGUGACCAUCUGCGUGCUCCUGCUCUUCAUCCUCAUGUUCAUCUUCUGCUCCUUCAUCAUCUUUGGUUCUGACUACAUCUCAGAGCAGAGCUGGUGGGCCAUCCUUCUGGUUGUUCUGAUGGUGCUGCUGAUCAGCACCCUGGUGUUUGUGAUCCUGCAGCAGCCAGAGAACCCCAAGAAGCUGCCCUACAUGGCCCCUUGCCUCCCCUUUGUGCCUGCCUUUGCCAUGCUGGUGAACAUCUAUCUCAUGCUAAAGCUCUCCACCAUCACAUGGAUCCGGUUUGCGGUCUGGUGCUUUGUGGGUCUGCUCAUUUAUUUUGGAUAUGGCAUCUGGAACAGCACCCUGGAAAUCAGCGCUCGAGAAGAGGCCCUGCACCAAAGCACUUACCAACGCUACGACGUGGAUGACCCCUUCUCAGUGGAGGAGGGUUUCUCCUACGCCACAGAGGGCGAGAGCCAGGAGGACUGGGGCGGGCCCACGGAAGACAAAGGCUUCUAUUACCAACAGAUGUCAGAUGCGAAGGCAAACGGCCGGACAAGUAGCAAAGCGAAGAGCAAAAGCAAACACAAACAGAACUCAGAGGCCCUGAUUGCAAAUGAUGAGUUAGAUUACUCUCCAGAGUAGGAGAAACACACAAGUGGGUAGAAAUGGUGAUGAUUGAUUUUCAGUAACUUAACCUGUGGGCUAGAAGGUGAAAACUUUUUUGGCUCUCAUUUCACAAAUCCAGCCUUCCCCAAAUUCAAUCCCUAGUCAUAGCCUGUCAUUUGCUACUUUUGCUCUUCAGGAUAGUUCUGUUGAAGGGCUUAACCUGGGUCCCCUAACUGGUCGCCUUGUUAAAUAAAAUAAAUAAAUAAACAAGAGGCUACAUGAAAUUCCAUCUUAGGUGCAACCACCAGAGCUGAUGGUAGCAAAUGUUUCCUAGGCCUUUGCUUUGCUGGUUGAAGCCCAAGCAGGGGCUCUGGGCAGAAGGCAGAAUUUCAGUCACCUGAGACAUGGGGACAAAGCUCUGUUCUUGGCAUGUCAGGCUGAGUGCUGCUCCCUGAGGUCAGGGUGGGUAGGUGGGCAUUGGCACUUCCUGAGCAAGCAUCAUUUUAUCCUGCAAUCUCACCCAAAACUAAUUCAUGGAAAAGAUACAUGCUUCUUUUUAUUCACCAACAUUCUCACAGCUUCCAAACUAUAAUUUUAGGAUCCAGCAAAGGUCAGGGACUCUGGACCAUUUUCCCAAUGGUUUCAGAUUCACUAUAAAGCAGUCAUGCAGACCCAGUGAUAUGGUAAGAAGCACCAUCAAAGCUCUAUGUAAAUGCCCAGAAGAAAAUUAAAUAACCAUAUCUUGCAGUGAAGGCCAGAAGGGCAUUGGCAGAAAUUAACUCUCUGUCAUGGCCUCUCUUAUACCAGACUGCAGCUCCUGGUGAUAUGAUGAAAGAGGGCAAAGGUGGAGCAUGAUUUCAUGGCACUGAUAUGCCUUGAAGAAGUAGGUUGUUUGUUUUAUAAUCAGAUAAAAAUCUUUACAAGGAGAAGUGAGCCAGCCACUGAGAUCACAUUGCAAAUUCUCUUUCAUAUUUCUAAAAUUAUAAAUUCUGUAGUUUUUGAGAUAUGCAACCACUUGAUUGGUGUGUGCUACUCUGAAAACAAAAUAGGUUGAAGUACAGCGACUUAGGUAGUUGCAUUCCAUGAGACCAUGAGAUCACAUUUCACUUCUGAACCUUAUUCCUUGGGGGUAGCUCACUUUCAGAGGUGUAUUUUUUUUCCUGUUAUUUCCCAGCUUAGUUUCACUGAAGCCCAGAGAAAUAUCUACCUGGUAAGAUGUAAAUUUGGGCCAUAAAAGGGGCUAUUAAAAGAAUUUUCUCAGAAAUAGAAUAGAUGAGAGAAUUUGCAAAGGAAAAAAACACACAUGGACUAUAAUAUAAAUUCUACUCUUGGGUUACAAGAAUUCCUGUGGCUGCACUGAGAUGUGUACAAAUGUAUGUGAAGGCACAAUUUGAAUCAAGCUAUCAUAAAAAUAACCAAGCUAUUAAAAUUAAUUAAGCUAUUAAUAAAAUCUCUGUGAGGAUUUCCUGAAAGAGGGACAAAAGAAGAAAUUCCUUGUCCUUUCUCUCCUAGAUGUAUCAGUAUGCCAAACAUUUCCAGGACAUAUUCGCUAACACUCAAGUCUGUUCUUUCUGAAAGGCUGAGGCUCAUGCCAUCUUGGCAUGCUUUAGGAUUAUGGCAAGGAGGUGAAAGUCCAUUUUUUCAUUCAACUAACACUGGUUGAGAAAGGACCAAAUGCCAAGUGACAGGAAUGAAUAGAAGCAUGGCAUCUGCCCUUGGGGGCUACAGUCCGUGGAUGAGCAGCACUGGAGCCUGGUAAAUGCAGAUAAAACAACAAACUUGACAAGUCUCCAGGCUGAUGCACUGGGUUUUAACAUACAUAUAAAGAUCAAUUGAAACUAGUUUUUAAAAAAUAUGCUUUAAAUAAAUUACAUAUCGUAAUCAUAGCCAAUGUAUACCAUUAAACUAAAAUAACUGCAAUUUUCUAGAUAUUUUUUAUUCUUCUGUAGUCAUUGUUUAGAACUCUGGUUUCCUGAGGUCAUUUUGUCAUUUUAAUGUCAUGCUUGACAAUGCUAUGUUUUCUCUUCCCUAGAGUUAACCAUAAAGAUAUAGUGCCUACUCUGUGAAAUACAUCAUUGGGAAUUAAUUAUAAACUAAUUGUCAGUCAUCUUUUGAAAACAAAGUUUUGAAUUGGCUAUAGGACUCAACAAAUCUGCCUGGUUUAAAUACAAUCUGUUAAGCUUGAUACACAUCUAGAUAGAUGAGGUGGGGUUGUACUCAUUAAACAUGAGAAUAGAGAAAUAGGAGUGCAAAAUAGCAAAAUCUUAACAUGGGUCAAAGAGCUUCCUUUUACUAGUGAGGUUUAAGUAUUAAAGUAACAAUAGCCUGGUGGCAGAUAAAUGCAAUUUAUAUAGGAUGGGUGGGAAUGGAAAAUGUAUGCUUUGGUUAACACCAUUGCUAUUGAUUUUGUGCAGAUUCUAUGAACCACUCUCAUUUCAGAAGCCAUUUUUCCCAAAUAGUAUAUUUGUACAUUUUAAGCUUAGCUCCCUUUAUUUUUCUAAAGUUGACAAAUCACCUCCCUAGCAACCUUAGUUUAAAAAAAAAAUCACUAAGAUAGAAAAAGUUUUUUCAGGUACAUAGACAUGUUUGUCCUCAGGUUUACCAGCUUCUGUGAAACAGUCCCAGAUUUUACAAUGCAGUUUUCAAAUACCAUCAAUCACUAGAAUGACAAUAUUACUAUUUUCUUAACAGGUUUCUAAAUGAUGUAUUUGUGGGACCACAUUAAAAGUAAGAUCACCUUAUAAUUAUCUUAGAAACUUUGCCCCUUGAAGGGAGUCCAAGGAAGACCUACAUUUUAUUGAAUUCUGAAUAGCAAAAGCUCUCCGAGUGAGAUUUCAUUGUGUGGAUUUGUGGUUUGGAGCCAAUUACUUGAUUUUUUUCAGAGUUUAUUCUACUUAUUUAUUGGUACUCUGCUUCAUUUCAAAAGGAUUUGAGGCAGCUACUAAAAUAUAUACAAUACAAAACAAAAAUUAAGUGAGGAACUCAGGGCAAAUAAAAAUAGAAACAGAAAGGAUAAGACAAAACUAGAUGUAUAUUUAGUGCAUAAAUGCAGAACCCUGAUAUGCUUUACUAAAUUUGCCAAUGAGUAGCACCAUGAAAAAUAAUAGAAUUAGUGGUAAUGACAAGAAGAAGUACUUCUGCAUGAUAAGAACAAAUUUUUCCCCAUGCAGGUAGAGGUUUGAAAUAGCAUAGAUCAUUAAAAUCCACAGAUAAGCUUCAAACCUAGAUUUUGCUAGCUAAAUGUGCCUGGCAUAUAGUGUGUAUUCAAGAAAUACCUGAUGAUUGACAGAAUGAAUAAAUUGGAGGAAAAUGAAAUAUUUAUUCAACAAUGUACUAUGGCAGAUAUUGAUACCGUGAGUCAGAUAAAAAUCCAGCCCUUAAGAAAUAGAGGAAAUAGAGCUUGGUGUGGUGGUAUGUGCCUAUGAUCCCAGAUAGUUGGGAGACUGAGGCAGGAGGAUCACUUGAACCCAGGAGUUCAAGGCUGCAGUGAGCUAUGAUCACACCAGUGUACUCCAGCCUGGGUAACAGAAGAAUACCCUGUCUCUUAAAAAGAAAAAUGAAAUAGGGGAAAUGGGAUAUAUAAAUAAAGAACAAUAGUGAAUGUGUCAGGUGAGAUGAGGGAUUUGUAAUGUGCUCUGGGGUUCAAAUAUGAAGAAGGCCUUCUUCCUCUCAAAAGGUCAUAAAAAAUGUCACACUUGUGUAGGAACUUGUGAAGUGGGUAGAAUUUUAUCAAGUAGAAAUGAAAGAAAGUCAUGCCAAGCAAAGGAUCAGCAUGAAUAAGGUCUACUAGUUUGUGGUCCUCUGACUAAGAAUUUGUGCUGUGCCUCCAUUAAGAGAAAGCAAGGAGCUAGUUUGCCUGGAGCACAUGAUUUAUGCAUGACUUAUACAUGCAACAAUAAGAAACAAUGCUAGGAAGGCAGGUGAGGGCUCACUCACAGAGAGACUUGAAUGUCACUCUGAGCUGGCUGGCUUUCCUCGGGUGAGAGAGUGGGAAAUAAUUGGGGAACUGACAAAAGUGUGAAUCCGGGAAGGCUGAACUUUAAGAAAGCUGAGACGGUGGCUUCCUUGCCUAUGCAAGGAACUAACAAGCCACAUAUACACUCCAAGUUGAUUUAACAAAUCAAAGGGAAAAAUAGCUGGACUUUGAGUCCUGUGUCUGCGUUCAUCACAAACCUAAGAAAAUACAGCCAUUUAAUACGUGGACAGGCAACACAAUUUAACAGCCACUUUAAAGUGUUCAACAAGAGGUUUUAACAACCAACCUAACAACUUUUUAUAUCUAUCUAAUCUAAACAGUAAAACCUCAGCUCUAGGUUUUACUGAGCUUCAGUGCUACUUUUUUUUUUGAGACAGAGUCUCACUCUGUCACCCAGGCUGGAGUGCAGUGGCACGAUCUUGGCUCACUGCAACCUUCACCUCCCGGGUUCAAGCUAUUCUCCUUCUUCAGCCUCCCGAGUAGCUGGGAUUAUAGGCGUGUGCCAGUUCUACUUCUUAGUAACAAACUAGUAGCUAAUCAAAUGCCUACAUAAUGGUCAUGAUAAAUCUGUUUAAAUAAAUGGCGGGCAGAAGAGAGUUGUUGAAUUUAACAAUCCAUCCUUCUUCAGAAUCUAUGGGUCAGCCAGAAUAUAAAUCUAGUAAUUAUUGGAAAACAAAACACAAA
Molecule: messenger RNA, 7294 nt
Organism: Nomascus leucogenys (northern white-cheeked gibbon)
Lineage: Eukaryota; Metazoa; Chordata; Mammalia; Primates; Hylobatidae
Gene: SLC7A14
Product: solute carrier family 7 member 14
Biological process (GO): transmembrane transport; amino acid transport
Cellular component (GO): plasma membrane
Molecular function (GO): amino acid transmembrane transporter activity
Source: RefSeq, a predicted model, not a curated record